Neopelma chrysocephalum (saffron-crested tyrant-manakin) is the source of this 3963-nucleotide messenger RNA. RefSeq names its product glypican 6 (gene GPC6). The transcript is spliced from 10 exons. The coding region runs from base 1 to 1914 and encodes 637 amino acids. NCBI's taxonomy places the organism in Eukaryota, Metazoa, Chordata, Aves, Passeriformes, Pipridae. Gene Ontology annotation, biological process: regulation of protein localization to membrane; regulation of signal transduction; cell migration. The record is from RefSeq and is a predicted model, not a curated record. Gene Ontology annotation, cellular component: synapse; plasma membrane; cell surface.
AUGUGUGCGUGUGCGCGCCCAUCUCCUCCCCACCUCGCAAAAGUUUGCCUGGGCGGCCGGGGGGCUCCCUGGCCGCCGCCCCCGCAGCCGGGGGGCGCGGCGGAGGCGCGGCGGGGCGCUGGAGGCGGCGGCGCGGGAGUUGCGCGCCGCUCGGGAGUUGCGCGCCGCGCCAUGCCGGCGGCGCGGGGGGCUGCGCGACGCUGCGCCCUGCCGGGGCCGCUGCUGCCGGGGCCGCCGCCGCCGCUGCUGCUGAUGGUGCUGCUGAUGCUGCCGGCCGCGGGGGCCGAGGGCAAGGCGCGGAGCUGCGGCGAGGUGCGGCAGGCGUACAGCGCCAAGGGCUUCAGCCUGGCCAGCGUGCCCUACCAGGAGAUCGCAGGGGAACAUUUGAGAAUCUGCCCUCAGGAAUAUACAUGCUGCACCUCAGAAAUGGAGGACAAGUUAAGCCAACAGAGCAAACUGGAGUUUGAAAACUUAGUGGAGGAGACAAGUCACUUUGUACGCACCACUUUUGUAUCCCGGCACAAGAAGUUUGACGAGUUUUUCCGAGAACUUCUGGAGAAUGCAGAAAGAUCCUUAAAUGACAUGUUUGUCCGGACAUACGGCAUGCUGUACAUGCAAAACUCUGAGGUUUUCCAGGACCUCUUCACAGAGCUGAAGCGGUACUACACAGGAGGCAAUGUGAACUUGGAGGAAAUGCUGAAUGAUUUCUGGGCUCGGCUGCUGGAGCGGAUGUUCCAGCUCAUAAACCCCCAGUACCACUUCAGCGAGGACUACCUGGAGUGUGUAAGCAAGUACACAGACCAGCUGAAGCCAUUUGGAGAUGUACCCAGGAAGCUGAAGGUUCAAGUGACUAGAGCGUUCAUUGCUGCACGGACCUUUGUUCAGGGGCUCACAGUAGGCAGAGAGGUUGCGAACAGAGUAUCCAAGGUCAGUCCCACCCCAGGGUGCAUCCGGGCGUUAAUGAAGAUGUUGUACUGCCCUUACUGCAGAGGACUUCCCACUGUGAAACCUUGCAACAACUAUUGCCUCAAUGUAAUGAAGGGCUGCCUAGCAAAUCAGGCUGAUUUGGAUACUGAGUGGAAUCUGUUCAUCGAUGCUAUGCUUCUGGUAGCGGAGAGAUUAGAGGGACCAUUCAACAUUGAAUCAGUCAUGGAUCCUAUUGAUGUCAAGAUUUCUGAAGCCAUCAUGAACAUGCAAGAGAACAGCAUGCAGGUGUCAGCAAAGAUUUUCCAAGGAUGUGGCCAACCUAAACCAGCACCUGCUCUGAGAUCUUCCCGAUCUGUUGCUGAAAACUUCAAUACCCGGUUUAGACCAUAUAACCCAGAGGAGCGACCUACAACUGCUGCUGGCACAAGUUUGGAUAGGCUGAGGACUAUCUGGAGGACAAUGCAACAUGGUGUAACAGAUAUUAAAGAAAAACUAAAGCUCUCUAAAAAGUUCUGGUCAACAUUACCCUACACAAUCUGCAAGGAUGAGCGAGUGACAGCCGGUCCGUCAGUCGAGGAGGACUGCUGGAAUGGCCACACCAAGGCAAGAUACUUGCCUGAGAUUAUGAAUGAUGGGUUGACCAACCAGAUCAACAAUCCAGAAGUAGAUGUGGACAUCACAAGGCCAGACACCUUCAUUCGACAACAAAUCAUGGCCUUACGUGUCAUGACUAACAAACUGAAAAACGCGUAUAAUGGGAAUGAUGUCAACUUCCAGGAUACAAGUGAUGAAACCAGCGGCUCAGGCAGUGGAAGCGGCUGUACAGAUGACAUCUGUCCCACCGAGUUUGAUUUCAUCACCACUGAAGCACCACCUGUCGACUCAGACAGGAGGGAGGUGGAGGCUUCAGCCACACAGCCUGGCUGGUCACUGCAGACGUUGCUUGUCAUCUUCAUCAGUCUCAUACUGCAGAGACAGUGGAGAUAAUCCUGGAUCUUGUGGGAGAAACUGUCUUUUAGCUACAGAAACAGCCAACUUUCUUCUUUUCUUAUACUCUUGGACAAUGGACCAUGCCACAAACACUUGCAGUUUUCUACAAGAGAGCAGUACUGCAACCUGCUUCCCAUUUUAGUUUUCCCAAAGAGUACCAGGUACCAGACUGAACUGCUUCCUGCUUUUUUCAGAUAUCUCUGAAGACGAUAUCCACUCUUGAGAGAAUUCUUUCUCAAACCUUUACUACAGGAGACUUUCUGAGCUUCAUUUCCUUUUAUGCUGCAAAAGGGAAAAAGGAUCUUAUGGUGUGUGUUUUUCCCCAGUCAGAGAAAAAAGAGGGGGAAAGAAACUAAGAAAACAGUUUUCUUUCUAAAUCAGGCCUGAUUCAAGGCUGCUGCAUUUCAACAGAAUAUCAAUUAAACAAAAAAAAAAAAAAACCACAAGAAAGGAACAAAAAAAUGCAAGUGUUCUUCGCUGAUAGCCGGGUUUCCUUAGGAACUUCUGUAGGAUGAUUCAGGUCAUCAGAAUGAUCAUUGUUAUAGGGAGGAAGGCUGGAUGUUUUUUUUUCCAACACAAAAGUAUGUCUCAACAGUGAAUGUCUUGCACUCCAUCUGACAACCACAUCAGAUUGGUAUGAAGGCAGAGAAGCUGAAAAAUAAGUUUACCUUUUAGUAUGGUAGUAGCUCCACUAGCUUCAGAAUAUCAUGUUACAGUUGUUUAGGAUUUAAGUCUUAAUGCCCAGUAAAAAUAUGAGUAGUAGCACAGUUUCUUUUAGGAUUUAUCCAUGUUAUGCAAUUGGUUUUUACUUAGCUCACCACUGUGAGCUCAUCAGCCAUGACAGUAAUGUAAACAACGCUCUUGACCCCUCAAGGGUUCAGACAGAAUAUAAUCUCUUGUGAUAAAAUCUUUUUCCUUUUGUUACUGUUCUGACAUCGAUUAGAACUUUCUGCUACUAUGUUCAUUAUCCUACCAAAAUGGCAAUUCUCUAAUGGACUAACAACAACCGGAUCAAUAGUGUGUUUCACACCUAACUUCAUCUUUCAUAUCAGUUAAUUUGAGUGUCACAAGGAUUUCGUCUACAAAAUCUCAGAACAAACAAAUAUAUAGUACUGACAUGGAGAUUUCUUUCACUUUUUUAGUCUUAGUAUGAUCAUCUAUUUUUAUAUAUAUAAAUAUAUAUAAAUCACAGAUUUUAACUUCUUAAUUACAAGCUCAGGGUUGACACCUCUUUGUAAGAAAAAAAACUUUUGGUCAACCAGCUCUUCUUUUUUUUGUGCUGCUCUGGAAAGUAGCCCUUUAAUGACUGGUAAGCAUGAAAAUCAAAGAAGAGAAUUUUUUACGUAUCCAGUUGUCCAUUUCUUAACAAGUUUGCAGGAUGAGGGAGAAAACCUCUCUCAUAUGUAUGUAUUUGUGUGGGGCAUGUGAGUUUGUAUGAUAGGCCUAGAGAAGGACUAGGAUGUUAAUUGUGAUAGCAAUUGUACUCUCAGAUUCUUCAAGCAUACAUUGCUUUAAUAAUCAUUGCCUAAAUGACCAUGGUCCUGGAUAGAGUUUUUUGCAUCUGGUCAUAAGACCCAAGGUGGAAGCUGUUUCAAUCCUGGCCAAAUGAGUGUCAACAAUUAGACAUCAAAAUCUUCCUUCUUCUAUCAAACGCAGACAAAGGACUUCUGGGGCAAUGCUUUGUGGUGUUGAAAUGAUUUGCCAGAAAUUUACUUCCUGAUUCUUACGUUGACUCUGGAAUGGUAUAGACAAAUUGUAGUAACACUGUAAAUCCAGCCAACCACAUUACAAUUUAGCAGCAGAGCAGGUAGAUCUUAUCCAUUGCAAUCACUUUUUCUUGUCAAAUUAUAAUUAGCUAUCGAUUUGGGCAUGAAAUUAAAAUAGAAACACACAGCACGUUAGGAUAAAGUAUACUUAAGCACUUUUACCAGAAAGUAUUUACAAACUAUUUAUAUAGUAUGUCUAAUAACAAAAAGCAUAGGUUUUGAGCCACUUGUAUUCCAUGCUUUUUCCUGUUUGUUUGUUUGCUUGCUUCAGAGUAUAAUG